AUGAUAGAAAAAGAGUUAAAUCAGCUGAAUAAGCUUGACUUUAAUUCUGUAGAUGAAAAAGACAUAGCGAAGAUUGCAGAGAACUUGAAGGACUAUUUUAAAAAUGGAAAUAAAGGUAAGAGAUGUUUUAAAAGCUAUAUUUGGUGUUUAGAAGUGCUAGAAAGUCUACCCGAAGAACACGUUAAAUUGUUUGGAAGUUUAAUAUUAAAAUCAGUGGCAUCAGGCGUUGUUCCAGAUCAAUUUGAACAGAACUUAUCAAAGUUUUCUAAACUUGAACCGUUGAUUGGAGUUUAUAAGGUAAAUAUAUUCUACUGUUUGUUCUUUAGGUUUUACAUGUUUUACAGACAUUUGAAUUCAAACCUAAAUUAUUUUAGGACCUUUUCAAAGAUCUUCAAGAUGGUUUACAAACGAUCAGCUGGAAAUACCCGAUGUUUGUUGAUGUUGAUUGGAGUAUCAGUGGAGUGAUGGAAGUAAGUUUAAUCUUUUUAUAUUUGUUAUGUUUUUAGACUGAUACAGCAACUGGAGUAAAGGAGCCAUUAGUUAAAAUGGAAUUCUCGUCGAUACCUACAGGGCAAACUGAUGUGGAAAAGUUCGAGUUUUUCUGCACGAAACGUCAAGUUCAGGUAGGUUUGCUUGUUUUUAUUAGUAACAUAAGAUAUUUCUCUAACUUUUAUUAGCUUUUUUGUGAAAAAAUAAUGCGGAUCUUAAUUUAAAACGGCAUUUUAUAUUAGAAUCUAUCAAAAAUAAGCCAAGUUUGGGGUUGCUGAAGUUUUUUAUUAUAGGACAUGCAAUGGAAAGUGAAAGAAGCAUAUAAUUUAUUACAAAAGAUGUCUCAACAAUAA
Molecule: messenger RNA, 842 nt
Organism: Bursaphelenchus okinawaensis
Lineage: Eukaryota; Metazoa; Nematoda; Chromadorea; Rhabditida; Aphelenchoididae
Source: the annotation of a GenBank genome assembly